Eruca vesicaria subsp. sativa (arugula) is the source of this 1188-nucleotide messenger RNA. NCBI's taxonomy places the organism in Eukaryota, Viridiplantae, Streptophyta, Magnoliopsida, Brassicales, Brassicaceae. The record is from the annotation of a GenBank genome assembly.
CGACAACACUUUUGGGUUAGUUCGAUUGGUUCUGGUUCUAAGAAAGGUGUUCUUCUUCUCGUCGACUAUCUUCUGGGGGAUUGCAGGAAGAAAAAAUGCUCUCUUCCCCAAAUCUUUGUCAGCCAAUGAAUGGACUCAAAGACAUCGUCGAGACACGAGAUUUUAAGGCAUGGUUAUUAGAUCAGUAUGGAGUCCUUCAUGAUGGCAAAAAACCUUACCCUGGCGCAAUCUCAACUUUACAGAAUCUUGCAACAGUGGGUGCCAAGAUAGUGAUCAUAAGUAACUCCUCUAGACGUGCUUCUACUACAAUGGAAAAGUUGAAAGGUCUUGGCUUUGAUCCUUCUUUCUUCUCUGGAGCUAUAACCAGUGGUGAACUUACCCAUCAAUCUUUACAGAGGAGAGAUGAUCCUUGGUUCGCUGCACUAGGAAGACGUUGUAUUCACAUUACCUGGAAAGAUCGAGGAGCAAUCUCUUUGGAGGGUCUAGACCUAAACGUUGUGGAGAAUGUGGAAGAAGCAGAAUUUGUUUUAGCUCACGGCACUGAAGCCAUAGGACUUCCUUCAGGAGGUGUAUCUCCUAUGCCUCUCGAUGAGCUUGAGAAGAUUUUGGAGAAAGCUGCAGCUAGAGGACUCCCCAUGAUCGUUGCCAAUCCAGAUUACGUUACUGUUGAAGCAAACGUGUUUCACAUCAUGCCAGGUACACUGGCUGCCAAGUAUGAAGAGCUUGGAGGAGAAGUGAAAUGGAUGGGAAAGCCUCACAAGAUGAUCUAUGAGUCAGCUAUGGCAAUUGCAGGAGUUAAUAAUCCAGGGGAGGCUAUAGCAGUAGGAGACUCGCUUCACCAUGAUAUAAAGGGAGCAAAUGUUUCAGGGAUUGAAUCAGUUUUCAUCACUGGAGGGAUCCAUGGUAGUGAGCUUGGUCUCACUUCUUUUGAUGAAACUGCAAGUCUAGACGAGGUCAAGUCCCUUACUGCUAAACACAAUGCAUUCCCGUCAUAUGUUUUGUCUGCGUUUAAAUGGUAGUGUUCAUUGUAUACAAAUCAUGUUAUAUUUGCUUCUUCAACUAGAUUUUGCCUUCAUUUAAGACUUGAGAAAGCAAUUCAAUAAGUUCACUGUCUGUAAAAGUAAACAUUUAUUGCUGUGUGAAUGAGAGUAAAGUCAGUUGAUGAGCUUUGGUCUAUUUUCAAUAGAG